This is a messenger RNA of Rhinichthys klamathensis goyatoka, 1482 nucleotides long. Its product is annotated as general transcription factor II-I repeat domain-containing protein 2-like. The transcript has a single exon. The record is from RefSeq and is a predicted model, not a curated record. The coding region runs from base 97 to 1482 and encodes 461 amino acids. NCBI's taxonomy places the organism in Eukaryota, Metazoa, Chordata, Actinopteri, Cypriniformes, Leuciscidae.
GCGCUUCCAAGUGUUUUUCAGAGGGAGAAUUUUUGAAGAGGAGUAUGCUAAAGGUAUGUGAGCAGGUGUGCCCCGACCAGAUACAGAAUUUUAAAAAUGUCAGUGUCUAGAAACACCAUCGCAGACCGAGUUAAGGAACUGGCAGGCAAUCUGACAACACAGCUGGUCAAAGAGACACGCAGUUACCAGACUUUUUCAUUAGCUGUUGAUGAAAGUACAGACAAUACGGAUACAGCGCAACUAUCCAUUUUUAUAAGAGGCGUGAAAGCAGACUUCACUAUCAGUGAGGAGCUCUUGGAUGUAGUUGCAAUGCAUGGGACGACGAAGGGGAAGGACAUUUUUGAUGCGGUGGAGAGGUCCGUAAGUAAAACUAAAUUACCUUGGGAAAAGUUGGUGGGGCUAACUACCGAUGGCGGACCUGCGAUGUGUGGAGAAAAAGCAGGCUUGGUUGGACUAGUGAAGGAGAAAAUGCAAAAAAGUAACUGCCACACACCUCUGAUAACUUAUCAUUGCAUUAUCCACCAAGAAGCUCUGUGUGGAAAGGUUCUGGAACUGGAUGAUAUAAUGAGCACAGUCAUGAAAACAGUGAACUUCAUUCGAGCGCGUGGCCUGAAUCACCGCCAGUUCCAGCUGUUUUUAAAGGAGUUGGGCUCGGAGCAUGGAGAUGUGUCGUACCAUACAGAAGUAAGGUGGCUGAGUAGGAGCGCGGUCCUCAAACGAUUUUUUGAGCUGAGGGAAGAAAUUGCGCUUUUCAUGCAAAGUAAAGGAAAACCCUUGCAUGAACUGUCUGAUCCAAACUGGCUGUGUGACUUUGCUAUGUUGUGUGACCUAGCGGAGCAUCUCGCUCGACUGAAUCAGAGGCUGCAGGGACGCAAACAAGUCAUCACGCAGAUGUCCGACAUGAUCACAGCUUUCCAGCGUAAACUGCACAUGUGGAAGUCUCAACUGGAACAUGAUAAUCUUGCUCACUUUCCUGUCUGUCAGAGCAUCUCCGCCUCAGUCUCUGGUGCUUUUUCAUGCGCUCGGUUGGCUACCAAAGUGAACCGGUUAAUAAUUGAAUUUGAUCGGCGCUUCUCUGACUUUAAAACACAGCACCCAGGCUUUGCCAUCUUUGCCAAUCCUUUCGCCGCUGACGUCGACAGUGCGCCCCAUCUCCUUCAGAUGGAGUUAAUAGAACUUCAAAGCAAUAGUGGCCUGAGAGCAAAGUUCCAGGAUGCUGCAAUCGAGGACUUUUACAACCUACUGCCCCCUGCUUUGAUGCCGCAUGCUGCCCGCGUUCUGUCCAUGUUUGGGAGCACCUACCUGUGCGAACAGAUGUUUUCAAUAAUGAAUCUAAACAAGACCAAGCACAGAUCACGCAUCAACGAUGACAACCUCCACGCUGUUUUACGGAUUGCUACAGCACAAGAUCUAAAGCCAGACAUUGACGGACUGACCAGAGGAAAACGGUGUCAGACAUCCAGCCAGAAAACAAAUAGGUAA